CGUGGCGGCGGUCCUGGCGCCCGUCGGCCCCCGCUGACCGGCCGCGGAGCCCGCUGUCCCCCGGCCCGGUAAUCCGGUCUGCUCGCCUCUAUCCUGACGGCCGCGGCUCGGUUCAGCUCCUCCACAAAGAUUCCACUGACCAAUGAGCUGCAGGCCACCUGAACAGGAAGUGACGGGUCUGUGCGGACCAAUCUGCAGAUGUAAAACGGCAGCGGGCGGAAGGCCCGCCCCCUGACUGUCGAACCGGAGCGCGCUUCGAGAAAAGCCGUGCGAACCCGUCCGAGCUCCGCGGUGCCGCUCCAGUUUCAGCAACAUGGAUACAGAGCUGUUUAUGGAGUGUGAGGAGGAGGAGCUGGAGCCAUGGCAACAGGUGGAUGACAGUGUGGAGGAAGAUGACAUGGACUUCAUGGACAACUAUGGAGAGCCAGUGGAGGAUUCUCCAUCUCCACUCCCAGUCUCUGAGACUCCACCUCCAAGGACCCCCCCACCCAUCACAUCUGCUGCAACAGCUUCAUCACCUGCCCAGGUCGUCUCCUCUUCCUCUGUGAUACCUCCUUCCUCUGUCGUUACCGCCUCCUCCUCUGCCCCGCGCCUCCCUGUUGCCUCCACGGCCCCACGCCUGAUGGCUCAAGCUCCACCACUCAUCCUGACUCAGACAGCGGGUGGAACGUUCCUACUUCCAGCGGCCGCCGGCACUGGCAGCAGCCAGCCCAUCCUGCUCACCACUACACAGGGUUUCCCGGUGCAGACGGUGGUGAACCCCGGCGCUCCUCUGGUUCUGAACCUGCAGCCGGGUCAGACGGUGCAGCCGCUCACACUCAUCCGGUCCCCGUCGCUGGGUCAGCUGGUUCGGCCCAGUGUGGGCGUGUCGCCGGUAAGGUCAGGCCCCGCCCCCUCAGGAGGUCCCGCCCAGCCCGGCUCGACCUUCACUGCCAUGCAGCUGCCCGCCACGCUGACGAUUCGCACCAGCACACCAGCACCCGUUAACCUCCACGUGACCCAAGUGGGCGGAGCCAAUACACUGAAGGUGGCUGGGUCCCCCGCCCUCCCCUUGGGUUCAGCCAAUGGCGUCACCAGAGCCACUCCCAUCAGCAGCGGUACACCAAUAACCUGUCAGUGCUUGUGUGUGCUCAGAUUUGUUACGUCUUACCUGUGCGUGUGUGUGUGUGUGUCACCUGCUCCCACAGUCGCUCGCUCCGCCCCUUCGACUGUCAGCACAAACUCUGCUGACUCCACCCGUGUGGUGAUGAGCGUGGAGGAGUUUUAUUAUGGCACAUUUGAAGGUGAUCUGAGUCUGAGGAAGCCCCUCCCACUGGGAAUCAAAACCUCCACCUUCACCUGCCAGAUCUGCUCUCACCUGUCAGAGAAUAACCUGAGGUUGAUGCAGCACAUGCUCCAGCACUCAGAGCUGAUUAAUGGUGGCGGCGAUGAGGACAGGAAGUGCUGCAGGUUCUGUUAUCGUCAGUUCUCGUCUGACGCUCAGCUGCAGAGCCACGAGGACCAGGUGCACGGCCCCACCCUCUCCUCCUGUAUGUGUCGUAUCUGUGAGUGGGCGUUUGAAAGCGAGCCACUCUUCUUAAACCACAUGAAGUCCAACCACAAACCGGGUGAGAUGCCUUACGUUUGCCAGGUGUGUUCGUUUCGCUCGUCCUUCUACUCGGACGUCCUGCAGCACUUCUCCAGCUUCCACAGAGACUCGUGCUUCCUGCUCUGUAUUUUCUGUCUGAAAGUGACCAGAAAUCCUGUCAGCUACCGGCAGCACCUGCUCAAACACCAGAUAAACCAGGCCUUCCACUGUAACAGGUGUCGUCUGCAGUUUGUUUUCCUCAAAGACAAGAUGCAGCACAAACUGGAAAACCACCGCAGCUUCCGCCGCCCGCCUCAGCUGGAGGGCCUGCCGCCGGGGUCAAAGGUGACCAUCAGGACCUAUGGCAAGAUAAGGCCCUCGGUGACAUCAGGAGGAAGCCGCCUCCUCCAGAACCCCGCCUCCCUCAUCCAGCCAAUCAAGAUCAAGAUGGAGCCACAGAGGUCUCUGAUCCAGAAGAACCCCACAGCAUCAAAAUUACCGCGGUCCCCGACCAAGAAGCUGGGCAGCCGUCGAAUCCAUGGCAACAGGAGGUCAGGUGAUGACGACAGGUUGGUGUGUUUGGAGUGCGGGACCGACGCCUCCGAUUUCUCCGCCCACUAUCCGACUCACGUCCACUGCCUGCUGUGCCCCUACAGCAGCUGCUGCUCCCGGGCCUAUGCUGCUCACAUGAUCAACCACCACGUCCCGCGCUCCAAAGACAAAGCCGUCCCCCUGCACAGGCUGCCUCCUCCAUGCCCGUUCCACCUGCAGUGCUUCAGGUGUGAGUUCAGUUCUCAGACAGCUGACCUGAUGGCCAAUCACCUGCUGAUGAACUCGGAGCAUCACAGCGCCACCUGCAGGAUCAGGACCUAUGUUGAACCGGACAUCCAGUUCUGCCACAGUGAGGAGCCACAAUCUUCAAAAGGAAGGGAUCUAGACCAGAACAAGGACUUUCCUGACCCCUCCUGGAAGUCAGCAGAUGGUUGGAAACAGCCAGCAGGGGUUAAUGAUGCCUACUCUUCCAUCCGCCCCUUCACGCAGAACAGCGGCCCUCACCACUUCCUGUCCAAGAGCAGCGACGCCAUAGACUACUUCAGCCUGGUCUUCCCGGCAGCACUCAUCGAGCUGAUCACCAAUGAGACCAAUGCCCACGCCAAAACUUGUCGUUUCCUCAGCAACACCUGCCUUGACUGGAUUCCUGUCACCACCCACGAGAUCAAAGGUUUCAUCGGCCUGGUUAUUCUGAUGGGCAUCCAAAACCUUCCCGACCCGUCGCACUACUGGUCCUGGAGUCACUAUGACAACAGCUACACUUUCUAUCGAGCAAUGAGCUUUAAACGCUUCAAGCAGAUCGCCACUAACAUCCGCAUGGGCAGCUUCACCACAGACGAGUACCGUGGCACCAGCAAUCCCAGCGAUUCGAUACACAUCUUCAGGCCGAUGCUGGAAAUCCUGAGCAAAGCCAUGUGGAAUGCCUACCGGCCGAACUGCUGCCUAACCAUCGACAGGGCGCUGCUGCCCAGCCUGGAAGAGGGCAGCAGCCAAACCAAAGGGAACCCGAAGACUCAACCUCAGGUCUGGCUGCUCUGUGACUCAAAGUCUGGUUACUGCCACCGUCUCUUCAUACAGAUGGGGGUUAAGUCUGGUCAGGAUCCAGGCUUCACCAUAGUGCCGGAACUGGUGAACGGUCUGGAGGGAAAACACCACCAGCUCUACCUUGCUAACUCGCUCACGUCUGUUCCACUUAUGCAGAAGCUUCUGGAUCAGGGCAUUUAUGCCUCCAGCUCCUUCCCUCCUCCCAGCUCCAUCCUACCCAGGGAGCUGUGGGAGGAGGGCAAGCUAGAGAAACCAGGGGACUUCCUACAAAGACAGUUUGGCCCCCUGCUAGCCACUCGCUGGAGGGAUACCAAGGAAAUGGGGUGUCUAUCAACAAAUGCAACUCCAAAUGAGCCAGAUACUGUUUGGAGAAGGUCUCAAACCAAGGUAGGUGGACUGGACCCCAUUGACCGCCCCAUGGCCUUCCGCUUGUUGCAGGAGAACAUGCGGGGUGUCGACAUCUGCAAGCAGCUGCUGGCGUGCAACCCGCUGGGAGGGGUCCCUCAGGACCGUCAUUGGCGCAGCCUUUUCUGGUUCCUGAUCAACCUGAGCAUCGUCAACGCCUUCAUUGUGCUGCGUGAGAGCCGCAAAGAGAACCCUCCCGCCUGGGUACAGGAUGGUCUUUUUACUCAGGUAAAUUUCCGCAAGCGCUUGGGCAAUCAGCUCGCCAAGUGUGCCCAGAAAUACUUCGAGACAAUGGAGAUUGCAACGUCGCGCGUGACAAGGAACGAGGUUGCAGAGGAGCCAGUCAAACAAAGGCACAGGAUGACGAAGAUCAGUAACGUGUCCAAGAGGUGCAAGAACUGCAACUUGAAGAACAUCCGCCACGAGAGCGUGUAUGGCUGCAUCGUCUGCAAAGCCAACCUGUGCAAACAGCCAAGCUGCUUCUGGGAAUAUCACGGCUUGUCGUCUCUAAACAAAGGAUCAAUCAAAGUUGGGUUUCUCAAAGACAGAAUAAGUGGAGCGAUUGAGGUGGACGAGGUUUUGGACAGCGUGGACGAGGCAAUGGGCCCUGUGGAGGACCUGGAAUUUUCUGAUGAUGAGAGACUGGACGACCUGGAUGACGCUGAAGAAACUGAAGAGGUUAAGGAAGACUUUAUCAAAGAUCCAGAGUUCCAUAUGCCAUCAACAGCAAACGGCCAUGCCCAACCACCAGCCAUUGCACCUGCCUCUAAAGAGCGUGAGGAUUUCCUGACCGCCCGUCAGCUGAGGAUUGCCCUGUUCGCUCUCUGUGAUGGACUCCGCCAGGCCUCUCGCGUCUUUGCAACAGAGGCUCCGCUUAUCCGAUCCUGGCUGAAAGAGGCCCGGAAGCGUCUAAAGGAAAAAGAGCAGGAGCAGAAGGUCCAAACCAAUGGUGCGGAUCGUAUGGUGGCCUGGGUGCUAUCCAUGCGUGAACAGCAGCUUCCUAUCACAGAGAGCAACCUCUUCCACAAAGCUUCCACCCUCAAGAAGAAAGGAGGUUUUAGUGUCUCCUUCCGCAUCUCUUACGACUGGGCGGUGAACUUCAUGCUGGAGCACCGACUUGGUGUGCAGAGUUCUGGCAGGGCUGCGACACUGGAUCGCAUCCUGCCGCGUUUUCUGGAAGCCAAAGUAAAGACCUUCAGGGAGUUUACCCAGAAGAUCAUCCAGGCCCACAAGCUGACAAAGAGCACCGUUGCCGCGAUGGAUGAGCUUUGCAUCUUUGUGGACUUGAGAUUGGUUCAGGAGAAGUCUCGCCGCUCAGAGGCCUUGGAAUUCACAGGGUCUUUGCCUCUGCUCACCGUGUACCUGACGGUGCUGGCUGACGGCACCAUGCUACCUGCUCUGGUGCUGGGAAACAGGAAGCUCAAUGAAAGAGACCUGCCAGAGUUCAUUUUGCUGGAAGCUAGUCCAGAAGGGCUGUCGGUCGAGGAAGCGUUGGACCUCUGGAUUAAUAAGGUGUGGCUGCGCACCGGCCCGGCUCAGCAUAGUAAGUCAAUGCUGGUCCUGGACCGGCAUCGGGAGCACCUGGGUGAUCAUUUCCUCACCUCCAUCAGCAGCUCAGGGACUCUGCCAGUGGUCAUCCCUAGUGGGUGCUCCUUCUGUCUGCAGCCGCUGGAGAUCUGCAUGAAGCCGGUGCUGCAGCGCUUCCUGCUGUCACGCUGGUCAGAGUUCACUGCCAGGAAUCCAGUGGAGAUCAAGGAGACAUCACCCCAGUCCCUCCAAGCAAAUGUGGGUCAGGUGUUAUUUGACUGGUUGGUCGAGGCUCUGACACACCUGAAUAAAGUCCCACAGCUUUGGAAGAAGUCGUUUGACCUGACGGGUCUCCUGGUGGGGCCCAAAGAGGAGAAUGUGGAAUUGGACAACAGAACAACAGCUGAUAAAAGAGGCGGGAUUCAGUCCGAGCUACUGACGAUGCUGACUGAGAUCCUGCUUGGUGCUGAAGCUUCAGAGACAGAGUCUCCAGAUCUGCUGGAACUGGAGGAUGAAGAGGACUCAGAGGAGGAGGAACAAGCUGUGAAAGAAGAGACAUCAGAAGAGAAUCAGGAGGACAAAAAAGAUGAAGAGAAGAAAGAGAAAGAGGACAGGGAAGAGACGGGGAAGGAGUCAGAACAAAGAGAGCAGAUGGAGGAGGAAGGGAAGGAAGCUAAGGAGAAAGGUAGGACAGAGGAGGAGAUGGUGGAAGAUGAGGAGGAAGACGGGAAGAACAGUGAGGAGAAACAGGAGGUUAAAACAAUAGAGGAGGACAGUGAAGAAGAGGGCAAGGAGACAGAAGAGGAUAGGAAGGAGGCGAACAAGGAGAGAAGGGAGACCAGGAUAGUGAUUGGCGAGGAGGUUGGGGACGAGUGGAAGAUAACAGUGAAGAGCCGGGCCGAGGCCAACGGCGAAGAGGGCAGCAGGAAGGAGGAAAGCUGAACUAGGUGGAGGUCCACAAGCUUGACUUUGCACCAUCUCUUAACACUACAGGGGGGACGGUCUGGGGGCAGAACCUUCUGUUGGUGAGGGCACACCUGUCAAGGUAUCGACUGUAAGCAACUGCAGCUGUGUGCUAACGUUACAGACACUGGGGCUUUGGGGGCGAACCGGGGUACAACGGUGAAAACGGCUCCUUGAUCGUUGCGUUCUCAGUUUCUUUUAUUCGAGCCCCAUCUAGUCGACAACAGGGGAACUGCACCCCGUUCGUGUGAACCAUGCGGACAGAUGGGAACAUUUUUGCUUCGUUUGUUAUUUUUGGUAAUAAAUGAACCUUGAAGGUGCUUUUCUGACAGACAUGUUGGAGUUUUACACAGAAAGGGAUCGUGGAGUGGCCGAGUCACCGCUCAUAUUAUGUUUUUGUAUUUACGGUCAGAUUUGUUUCCAGACCAGCCAAUCAGGAUCCAUCUCCAUCUGCUCUCAUAGUUAGGUCUGUCUCAUAAAUAGUUAAAAACCUCUCCAGAAGUUCCUGCGUCCAGGUCGACUCGUUGGGCCAAUGUGAUCCUCCAGGAAAACUGACACGGAAAUGUGCUAACAAACCGAAACGGUCACAAAAAACGACCACAGGUGAAAACAUCGUGUGGAGGUGCAGAUUCAUCACCGCGUGCAGAAAGUGAGCGUGUUUUCUAAUGUGAUCAAACGGUUCAGUCAUUAAAGUGAGCAGAGGUGGACCUCCGCCUCGAUGGCAUCAUAUCAUACCAAAAACUCCACCCGUGUUCAGAGCAUGAGUGGAGUUUGGGUAUGAUCAUGGGUGGUCGCAGUAAUCCCACUCAGGCGAUCACGUCAACCCUAAAGCGAAAAACGCAAGGCGAAUGCUGGUUCUCUUCUGAUGAACAAUGGAGUCCUGGAAGCCGAUUGGCUGGUCUGGAUCUUGUGGCCAGGAAGUGUCCGUCUGAUUAUGACUCCUCGUGAAGCUGAUGAUGUUUUGGUGCUGCUGUACAGACUUUAGAUAAUGUUCCUCAUUAAUAAAACUAGAAUCUCUACCUCUGAGUCCGUCUCUAUAACUCUCGGAAAACAACUUUAUGUUGUGCCUGACGGUGACUCUGCACAAAUCAGCAGAGCGCCAUGUGACUUUUAUCUUAUCAGGUUUACCUGCUGUUGGCUUGACGAGCUGCUGAAACUAAACCAAACUGACCAGCGGGUUCAGAGUCCGAGUGACAAUGACAGUGCAGGAGGACGCUUUCAUAACAAGUCACUCAGACACUUUUCCCUCAAAGCUCUGAAUAAAUUGUGAUCAAUAAUCAAACUUUAUUGUUAUUCAAACACCUUUAGUGCAAGUUAUUGCAGAGCUACACAAGUAAAGGAAAAAAUGGCCUUUAAGGACAGAAAGUUCAGAAAAUGUUCAGCAACAAUAUUCAGCUAAAAUAAAUGAUUAAAUGAUUGCAGAUAAAAUGAAAAGUCAAAUGCAUCACGAGUGAGUUCAGUCUGUAAAUGCAGGUGAUGUUUGUGGAGAGCUGCAGAGGGCAGGAUGGUGGCGUUGCAGGUAACGGUCAGCAUAUGGGACAUUUAAGGUAGAAUAAGGGACAAAUACAUUUGGCUCAUUAUACAGGAUGUCCCAACUAAAAUGUUGGCGACCAUACCUGCCCGCCGCCUUA
This is a messenger RNA of Haplochromis burtoni (Burton's mouthbrooder), 7689 nucleotides long. It is a transcript of the gene pogzb, whose product is annotated as pogo transposable element derived with ZNF domain b. The record is from RefSeq and is a predicted model, not a curated record. NCBI's taxonomy places the organism in Eukaryota, Metazoa, Chordata, Actinopteri, Cichliformes, Cichlidae. The coding region runs from base 314 to 6037 and encodes 1907 amino acids. The transcript has 18 exons.